This is a messenger RNA of Trichomonas vaginalis G3, 996 nucleotides long. RefSeq names its product tetratricopeptide repeat domain domain-containing protein. The record is from RefSeq and is a predicted model, not a curated record. Gene Ontology annotation, molecular function: protein binding. The transcript has a single exon. Bases 1 to 996 code for a protein of 331 amino acids. NCBI's taxonomy places the organism in Eukaryota, Parabasalia, Trichomonadida, Trichomonadidae.
AUGAUGCAAAUUCAACCAGAAGAAGAACCAUUAUAUGAAUGGAAGUUCGUAGACAGCUUAGACAAAGCUACAGUUACGUUUACACUACCAAAUGGACUCGAAGUUUUUGAUAUUCACUUUACUGAAUAUAAUGAUAAGCAAUCGAUUCUUGUUGAGACGCAAUUUAAGAUUCCAUAUUUAUGUGGAAUGCUUCCGUCAACCUAUUCAUCAAUAGAUGCUCAAAUGAUUGAUAAUAAUUACAUUGUAACCAUUAACAAAUCAGAAAAGAAAGAAUGGCCGAGAUUAAUUAUAGCAAAAAACAAGUAUAUAUUCUCAAUUGAUCCAAAAUCAGCACUAUUACUCUAUAAAGAUACUCUUACAAACAAAAAUAGUAAUUAUUCUGCUGCGAUGGAGAUGCUGGAGUUCUCAGCAUUCAGUUUUUUCCUUCCAGCAGUGCGUGAGUGUGCUCUUGUUUAUCUUAAAAAUCGCGAAACUCAAAACAGCGCGUUCCAACUUUUACAAAUUGGCACUGAUAAGUACCAAGAUCCUUCAUGCGCAUAUCAGCUUGGUCUUAUUUUAUCAACUGUACAGAAUAUGAAGAAGAAAGCAUUUGGAUAUAUGAAAUUUGCCGCAGAAAAAGGUAUUUCUGAUGCAAUGGCUGCUCUUGGAGAGUUUUAUUCAUCACUCUCUAACUUAGAAUACUCAGAAAAAGAUGCCCAACAAGCUUUAAUAUGGUUAAAUAAAGCAAAUGAAACUCAAGAUAACUGGGUUGCUUGUCAUGAGCUUGCAAAGUUAUAUCUUUCAGGUACUGGCAUUGAAAAGAAUAUAGAGAAAGCCAAGAACUUUCAACUUCGUGCAAGAGUUAUAAAUCCUAAAUGUCCUGAACUUUCUUUUGACGAAACCUCUGAAGAAAGUAGCGAUGCCAAACCUGCAUCUCAGAUCUUAUUUGGUUCAGCGGCUCUUGCAGCAAUUGCAGGUUUUGGAUUUGUAGUUUACCGCUCACUCCGAAGGAAGUGA